Candidula unifasciata is the source of this 216-nucleotide messenger RNA. The record is from the annotation of a GenBank genome assembly. Lineage: Eukaryota; Metazoa; Mollusca; Gastropoda; Stylommatophora; Geomitridae.
GAUGAUCUAACAGUUUUUGUGGGAGACUUAGAGGCUAAAGCCCUCCAGAUUGUUGCAGAAAUUGUGAAGGCUGUGGGAGGUGUAGCUAUCGACAAGAAACGAGAAACCCAGGACGAUUGGGUAUCUAUCGUCGCUGAUGGCACUGUGGCUAUCCAGGAUGCAGUCAAAAUGUUUGAUGACGUGAAAAGCCUGAUUUCUGUUGUUGGUGGGAAAUAA